Pelodiscus sinensis (Chinese soft-shelled turtle) is the source of this 4575-nucleotide messenger RNA. RefSeq names its product ATP-binding cassette sub-family B member 5. Gene Ontology annotation, cellular component: mitochondrial inner membrane. Gene Ontology annotation, biological process: oligopeptide export from mitochondrion. Gene Ontology annotation, molecular function: ATP binding; ABC-type oligopeptide transporter activity; ATP hydrolysis activity. The record is from RefSeq and is a predicted model, not a curated record. Lineage: Eukaryota; Metazoa; Chordata; Testudines; Trionychidae.
CCUUCUUCUACUAGCUGCUGCCUAGGGAGGAGGAGAGUCUAAAAGCACUUGUCAGCAGUGGCUAAGAAAGCAGAGCCCCAUCUUGAUGUGAUAUUCUAGAAGAGGAGAUUGAUCUUUCUCUACAGGACUAAAGAAAAUCCUGCUGAGUCAUCAGCUCUUGUCUGAAUGAGGGAGAGAAGAUAGUGCUUGUUCAUCAUGACCAAAGAAGAAUAAAUAACCUAUACGCAUAAUUAUGGAAGACAUUGACCUAGAAAUUGCUGGACAGGCACCAAAGUAUUCUACUAAUGUGGAGAUAGAUGACAGGAGACACAAAGAAAAAGAGGGAAAAGGCAAACCAUCUGAAAUCGUUGGUCCAGUCACAAUUUUUCGAUAUGCAGAUGGGCUGGAUAUCAUUCUCAUGCUAUUUGGAACAAUAGCAGCAAUAGCGAAUGGAGUUUGCCUUCCUCUGAUGUCACUAGUUUUUGGUGAAAUGAGCGAUGGUUUUGUGAGUGGCUGUAUAUCCCAGGAGAGUUUACCUAGUUCACUGAGCUGCAAUCAGUCACAAGUGCCCUUUGAAGAGCAAAUGACAGAGUUUGCUCUAUAUUAUAUAGGUAUUGGAGCGACUGCUUUAGUGUUUGGCUACCUGCAGAUCUCAUUUUGGGUUUUGGCAGCAGCAAGGCAGACAAAGAAAAUAAGAAAAACUUUCUUCCAUGCAGUUCUGGGACAGGAACUUGCCUGGUUUGAUACCAGUAAUUGUGGAGAGCUUAAUACACGUCUGACUGAAGACAUUAAUAAAAUCAAUGAUGGCAUUGGAGACAAAGUCGCUCAGCUGUUUCAGAACAUGACAACUUUCAUAGUAGGCAUUGUGAUUGGUUUUGUGAAGGGAUGGAAACUUACACUUGUGAUUCUAGCCACAAGCCCCCUCGUUGUAAUAUCAGCAGCAUUUUGUUCUAAGAUGAUCAUCAUGUUAACCAGUAAGGAGUUAACGGCCUACGCCAAAGCAGGUGCAGUAGCAGAAGAAGUCCUGUCAUCCGUGCGAACUGUUGUAGCCUUUGGAGGACAAGAGAAGGAAAUCAAUAGAUAUACAAGUAAACUCGGAGAAGCAAAAAACCUUGGUAUAAAAAAGGCUAUUGCCUCUAAGCUGUCUCUUGGGCUUUUGUACCUAAUUAUAAAUGGCUGCUACGGGCUUGGGUUUUGGUAUGGAACUACCUUAAUUCUUGAUGAGAAUACGGACUAUACCAUUGGGACUGUUCUGGCUGUUUUCUUCUCCGUAACUUUCAGUAGUUAUUGCCUUGGGACAGCAGCGCCACACUUUGAAACUUUCUCUAUUGCUAGAGGAGCUGCCUUUAAAGUUUUCAAGAUAAUUGAUCAGAAACCCACUAUCAACAGUUUUUCUUCAGAUGGACACAGACUCGAUCACAUCAAGGGAACACUUGAAUUUAAUAACGUACAGUUCAAUUAUCCUUCAAGACCAGAUGUCCAGGUACUGAAAGGUCUCACUCUGAAAAUUGAUUGUGGACAAACAGUGGCAUUGGUUGGAAGCAGUGGAUGUGGUAAGAGCACAACGGUCCAGCUGCUUCAGAGGUUUUAUGAUCCACAGGAAGGAGUGAUCACAGUGGAUGGACAUGACAUAAAGUCUCUUAAUGUGAGGCAUUACCGAGAAUUCAUUGGUGUGGUCAGUCAGGAACCUGUUCUGUUUGGGACAACAAUUAGAAACAAUAUAAAAUAUGGUCGAGAGGAUGUAACUGAUGAGGAAAUUGAGAAUGCAGCAAAAGAAGCAAAUGCUUAUGAUUUUAUCAUGGAGUUUCCUGAUAAAUUUAAUACUCUCGUAGGAGAGAGAGGAGCACAGAUGAGUGGUGGCCAAAAGCAGAGAAUAGCCAUCGCUCGAGCUCUGGUGCGCAAACCUAAAAUUCUCUUGUUAGAUGAGGCCACGUCUGCCCUGGAUACAGAAAGCGAGUCAGUUGUCCAGGCUGCACUGGAAAAGGCCAGCAAAGGUCGGACCACUCUUGUAAUAGCUCAUCGGCUUUCCACCGUUCGGACUGCAAAUGUAAUAGUGGCCCUAGCAGAUGGUGCAGUGGCUGAAGUAGGAACUCAUACAGAGCUGAUGAAGAGAAAGGGGUUAUAUUAUGCACUUGCCACCGCUCAGUCUAUUAAAACAGAAGACAGCGAAGAAUCCACAGAAAUGAUUUCCUUAAAAGAUCAUGAAGUAUCCCCUGUCAAUGGGCUGAUUUCUAAAAGAGCAAGCAUAAACCAUGUUUCUCAGAAAAAGACUGAAGAAGAAGCCGCACCUGAAGAGGAACACCUCCCCAAAGUUUCUUUCCUCAAGCUUUUUAGAUUAAACAGGUCUGAGUGGCCUUUCAUUGCAUUGGGGACUCUAGCUGCUGUUGUUAGUGGAGCAUGUCAUCCUGCCUUUUCCAUCAUCUUUGCUAAAAUUAUAACAAUUUUUUCAAUAAAAGAUGAUCCAGAGAGGAUCCGGCAUGAAGCUAACAUUUUCUCCAUCAUAUUUGCUGCGAUAGGUGUGGUUUGCUUUAUCACUUGGUUUUUGCAGGGAUUUCUUUACGGGAGGUCUGGAGAAACCCUAACAAUGAGAUUAAGGCAUAUGGCAUUUAAAGCCAUGUUGCGACAGGAAAUCUCUUGGUUUGAUGACAAGAAAAACAAUACUGGAGCUCUGACAACAAGAUUAGCCACAGAGGCAGCACAAAUUCAAUCAGCAACAGGUUUGAGGCUUGGUGUAAUAGCACAAAACAUCUCCAGCAUGGGAUUGUCGGUCAUCAUUUCUUUUAUAUAUGUGUGUGAGAUGACUCUGCUUGCUGUGACUGGGAUGCUAGAAACCAGUGCAUUGACUGGAUUUGCCAACCGAGAUAAAAAGGAACUGCAACGAGCAGGAAAGGUAGCAACUGAAGCUGUGGAGAACAUUAGAACAGUUGCUUCAUUAACUAGAGAGAGCACUUUUGAACAAAUGUAUGAAGAAAACCUGAAGACGCCAUACAGAAAUGCUCAGAAGAAAGCUCAGAUCUACGGUUCCUGUUAUGCAUUCAGCCAAGCUUUUAUGUAUUUCACCUAUGCGGCAAGCUUUCGAUUUGGGGCGUACUUAAUAACAGUUGGAAGAAUGACCCCUGAGAGCGUCUUCACAGUUUUUUCUGCAAUUACAUAUGGUGCUAUGGCACUUGGUGAGACAUUAACCUUUGCACCUGAAUAUGCCAAAGCCAAAUCAGGGGCCGCACAUUUGUUUGCUCUGUUUGAAAGGACACCAGCCAUUGAUAGCUACAGCCAAGAAGGACAUGAGCCGGCCACAUUCAGAGGAAGUUUAGAGUUCCAUGAAGUGUCUUUCACUUACCCAUCUCGCCCAGAUGUUCCCAUCCUGCAAGACUUAUCUCUUCAAAUUGAGAAAGGACAAACUGUGGCCUUUGUUGGCAGCAGUGGAUGUGGGAAAAGCACUUCUGUUCAGCUUUUACAGAGAUUCUAUGACCCUCUCACAGGGCAAGUGCUAUUUGAUGGCAUCAAUGCAAAACAUUUGAAUAUCCAGUGGCUCCGCUCUCAAAUAGGAAUAGUCUCCCAAGAGCCAGUGCUCUUUGACUGCAGCAUCGCUGAGAAUAUUGCCUAUGGGGAUAACAGUCGGAAUGUGCCACUGGACGAGAUACAAGAAGUAGCAAAAGCAGCAAAUAUUCAUUCUUUUAUAGAAGAACUUCCAGAGAAAUACAGCACUCGGGUUGGAGAUAAAGGAACACAACUCUCUGGUGGCCAGAAACAACGAAUAGCUAUUGCAAGGGCUCUUCUCCGGCAACCAAAAAUUUUGUUGUUAGAUGAAGCCACUUCUGCUCUUGAUAAUGAGAGUGAAAAGGUGGUACAACAGGCUCUUGACCAAGCACGGAAAGGAAGGACCUGUAUUGUGAUUGCUCACAGGCUGUCCACAGUACAGAAUGCAGAUGUCAUUGUUGUUAUUAACAAUGGAAAAAUAAUAGAACAAGGAACUCAUCAGCAACUAAUGGCAAAGCGUGAAGCAUAUUUUAAUUUAGUAAAUGCACAAACACAGCACUAAAACAAAGACAAUCCUUGAGGCCAUUUUUAGAAAUGAGCUGUCAGCAAAAGAGUAGUUAGCAUCCAGAGAAUACGAUCUGACCUUCUGGAUUUACCAGCAACUCUUUUUUUGGUUUUUCUUUUUUCUUUUUUUGUGUGGACACACAGAUGUUCCUGAGGACCUGGAGUAGUUUCACUUGCUCAGUGUUCUUGCCUUUCAUAUAAAAAGAUGCCCUUUUGGGGAAAUCCAUGUUGGAGAACUUUUAAACAUAGGCUUGAGGUUUAAUACAGAGUUAAUAGGAAUGUGGGAAAAUAACACCUCUUUCUCAGGUUAGCUACAGAGCAUGUUUCAGUAUUUCCCUCAAAUGUGGUUACUCUAUUCUCUCUACUUGCUCCAUAAAAUAUGCAACUGGCCAGGAACUCUUUUUUGCUUUAGCAGAUAUAUGGGGAUAUUAAAAAAAUCUUAAUUACUUAUCAAUUUAAAUAUAUCUUUUGAAAUCAAUGUAAGAAUUCAUUUUAUUUUUUGUAUAAAGGCUGCUAUAAAUCAUUACAUGUUUGCUACUGUUGAAACUAGGGAUG